Messenger RNA from Cucurbitaria berberidis CBS 394.84, 576 nucleotides. RefSeq names its product class I glutamine amidotransferase-like protein. The record is from RefSeq and is a predicted model, not a curated record. The transcript has 5 exons. NCBI's taxonomy places the organism in Eukaryota, Fungi, Ascomycota, Dothideomycetes, Pleosporales, Cucurbitariaceae. The coding region runs from base 1 to 576 and encodes 191 amino acids.
AUGAUGCACGCCGGCUGCGGGGUUAAGCGUAUUCAUCACCUAUACAACAGAAGUUCUGAUGGCAAAACCAGCUCUCAACCCUCUGGCUAUUUCCUCAUGGAAAUUGCGAAGCCGUUUAAGAAGUUUUUGGACGUAGGGCGCGAACCGCCGCAUGAUCCCCUCGGUGUCUCCAUAGCCGCAUUCGUCGGGAACUGCUACGAGCGGCAACGCGACCUUGACCUUAUGGAGCGCAUGAAGAAAGAGAACGGACUCGCUAGCCUACGGAGGUUCUCCGCGAUCAGCGACGACGAGCUCAAGUCCUAUGGCGCCGUGUUUAUUCCGGGCGGUCACGCCCCUCUCACAGACCUUGGAGACAACCCCGAACUGGGCGCACUAUGCCAUGGACCACGGGCAUUCCUCUUAACCAAGUAUGGACCGCAGAAAGAGUUCACGUAUGAGAGCGGCGCAGAGAUGAUUGAAGGCAUCGCAAAGAGCUUGGGAAGCAUCACCGUUGACCGUGAGCUAGUAACCGGGGAUAACCCAAUGUCGGCGGAUGGGAUUGCGGACAAAAUGCUAGAGAUGUUGGCUGCAGAGUAG